Messenger RNA from Laccaria bicolor S238N-H82, 342 nucleotides. RefSeq lists its product as uncharacterized. The coding region runs from base 1 to 342 and encodes 113 amino acids. The transcript is spliced from 2 exons. NCBI's taxonomy places the organism in Eukaryota, Fungi, Basidiomycota, Agaricomycetes, Agaricales, Hydnangiaceae. The record is from RefSeq and is a predicted model, not a curated record.
AUGUCUGGAUUUGUGAUUAACUUGAUGAAUGUCACUCCUCCGAAAAUGCGGCCGAAAAAACAUCUGGAUCUGAAUGUCCACAAUUUCAGAUGUAAUUUUGACAUGGACCAGACAUCCCCUGUGGAAUGCUCUGAAGUCCGAAAUUCUGUGGGUCUUUUCCAUCCGGAUGUAUUAAUUGCCAUAGAGUACACCAAUGUCCGACAUUUUGGAUGUAAUUUUGACACAGACCAGACAACUCCUGUGGAAUUCGCUGAACUCCGAAAUGUUAGUGUACCAAUGUCUCAAAUUCUGGAUGCAAUUUUGACACAGACCAUCCAACCCACAGAAUGCUUUGAUGUCUGA